UCUGCGAAAGCUUAGGGAGACCAAAACAAAACAUUAAAAAAACCAAAAAAAAAAAAAAAAAAAAAACAGAAAUAGGUCAUCUCUAACCUUAAACCCCUCAAUUUCAUGUGUCGGAUCCUGUAAUUCGGAUCCCCAGGACCCGCUUCUAGAACCUCGUAGUUCCAGUCGUUCGAUCCGGUUCGGAACGCCAUGACCCGGCGUUGCUCGCAUUGCAGCCACAAUGGCCACAACUCUAGGACCUGCCCCAACCGGGGGGUCAAGCUUUUCGGAGUCCGAUUAACCGACGGGUCGAUCCGAAAGAGCGCUAGUAUGGGCAAUCUCACUCACUAUGCUGGCUCCGGGUCCGGACCCCUCCAUGCCGGGUCCAAUAACCCGAGUUCUCCCGGUGAAACUCCUGAUCACGCCGCCGCCGCCGCCGACGGUUACGCCUCCGAGGAUUUUGUUCCUGGCUCUUCUUCUAGUUCCCGUGAAAGAAAAAAGGGAGUUCCAUGGACUGAGGAGGAACAUAGAAUGUUUUUACUUGGAUUGCAGAAGCUGGGCAAAGGUGAUUGGCGUGGAAUUGCAAGGAAUUAUGUUAUAUCAAGGACACCUACUCAAGUGGCCAGUCAUGCUCAGAAAUAUUUCAUCAGGCAAAGCAAUGUGUCUAGGCGGAAAAGACGGUCCAGCUUGUUUGAUAUUAUUGCAGAUGAAGAAGCUGACACUCCAAUGGUACAGCAAGACUUCUUAUCAGCUAAUCAGCAGCUACAAGUUGAAACAGAAGGCAAUAACUCAUUGCCGGCUCCUCCACCCCUUGAUGAAGAGUGUGAAUCCAUGGAUUCCGCUAACUCAAAUGAUGGAGAUUCUGCACCAUUAAAGCCUGACAACACACAAUCUUCAUACCCCUUACUAUAUCCUGCAUACUAUUCUCCAUUCUUCCCUUUCCCUCUACCCUAUUGGUCAGGAUACAGUCCAGAGCCCACCAAGAAGGAAACACAUGUAGUGCUGAAGCCAACUGCUGUACAUUCUAAAAACCCAAUCAAUGUCGAUGAACUGGUUGGCAUGUCAAAACUGAGUUUAGGAGAGACUAUUGGUGACUCUGGCCCCUCCUCUUUGUCUCUAAAACUUCUUGAAGAAGGACCCUCAAGACAGUCAGCUUUUCAUGCAACUCCAGCAUGUGGCAGUUCAGAUAUGAAUGGCAGUGCCAUCCAUGCAGUUUAAGUGUGUCUUGUGUUUUGAGGAGGGCACUUUUCUCUGAGCAUUAUCUAAGCAUUGCAAGGCUCAUGAACGUGGUCUUGUGUUCAUCAUGUAUCUGGUUGUGGGAUGAUAACCUUUAAUAAUUUUUUCUUUGCCCAUUCAUAGGGAUUAACCUAGUUUGUUUCUUUGCUGGUAGGCAGUGGCAGUAGCAUCUAGGAAACUUGGGUCUAAACCAAAACUUUAUGUUUGUUCAGUAAUUUCAUUUCUCAGGGUUAUGUAAAGUUGAUUGUGCA
Molecule: messenger RNA, 1466 nt
Organism: Gastrolobium bilobum
Lineage: Eukaryota; Viridiplantae; Streptophyta; Magnoliopsida; Fabales; Fabaceae
Product: transcription factor KUA1-like
Exons: 3
Coding region: 190-1197 (335 amino acids)
Biological process (GO): response to ethylene; response to gibberellin; response to auxin
Molecular function (GO): DNA binding
Source: RefSeq, a predicted model, not a curated record